Molecule: messenger RNA, 770 nt
Organism: Coffea eugenioides
Lineage: Eukaryota; Viridiplantae; Streptophyta; Magnoliopsida; Gentianales; Rubiaceae
Product: 60S ribosomal protein L22-2-like
Exons: 3
Coding region: 142-522 (126 amino acids)
Biological process (GO): cytoplasmic translation
Cellular component (GO): ribosome
Molecular function (GO): RNA binding; structural constituent of ribosome
Source: RefSeq, a predicted model, not a curated record
ACCCUAAACCCUAUUUUCCGUUUUGUUAUUUUCAUCCGAAAUCUUUGAAGCACGCCUUUCCUCGUACACAGGCGCCUACCGCUGCCGGUCGUCCGCCCAAGUUGACGCUCGUUGCAGAGAAGAGAAAGAGAAGAAGUGAAAAUGAGCAGAGUUGCAGGAGCAGCUGGAGCCAAAGGCGGGAAGAAAAAGGGGGCCACCUUCGUUAUCGAUUGCGGGAAGCCAGUCGAAGACAAGAUCAUGGAAAUUGCGUCUCUGGAGAAAUUCCUUCAGGAGAGAAUUAAGGUCGGCGGCAAAGCCGGAGCCCUUGGCGACUCUGUCACCGUCAGCCGUGACAAGAGCAAGAUUACCGUCACCUCUGACUCCGCCUUCUCCAAGAGGUAUCUCAAGUACUUGACAAAGAAAUACCUGAAGAAGCACAAUGUGAGGGAUUGGCUUCGGGUGAUUGCUUCUAACAAAGAGCGAAAUGUUUACGAGCUGCGAUACUUUAACAUUGCCGAGGGUGAGGGCGAGGAAGAAGAUUGAACUUAGAAUUGGAUGGUAUUUCAUGUUUGUUUUUGGCCUUUGGCUCAACUAUUUUGGAACCCUCUUUUUAGUUACUCUUGUAACCUUGCUACCUGUUGGAGUUAUUAAGUCAGCUUAAAAGUUUCGUUUACUUGCAAAAGGGACAUGUAAUCUAUGGCUUGGCUUUUCUCUGAGCAUUAAAAUUGAGAGUUAAUGGUUAUUCGAGUCUUUAUAUGGUAUUAUUGUCACGUUAUCCUUGGCAUUUUGGA